Staurois parvus is the source of this 372-nucleotide messenger RNA. NCBI's taxonomy places the organism in Eukaryota, Metazoa, Chordata, Amphibia, Anura, Ranidae. The record is from the annotation of a GenBank genome assembly.
AUGAACACAGUUAUCAUUGCAGUGAUAUGUUUGGACCUCCAUUUGCACACCCCGAUGUAUUUAUUUCUCUGCAACUUGUCUGUGGUUGAUAUGUGUUAUACAACUGUCACCAUUCCAAAACUCCUCUACAUCUUACUAUCUGGAAAUAAUACAAUGCCAUUUACACAAUGCCUUAUCCAGAUGUAUUUUAUGUUUUCAGCGGACAGUGCUGAGGUCACCAUUCUGUUUAUAAUGGCGUAUGACCGAUAUGUUGCAAUUUGUCACCCUUUACACUAUCAUCAGAUACUUAGUAAGAAAAUCUGUAUAUUACUUAUAUUAGUCACCUGGAUUGGUGGGAAUAUAAAUUCAUCUUUUUUACAAGUUCAAUCUUAA